Molecule: messenger RNA, 1436 nt
Organism: Sebastes umbrosus (honeycomb rockfish)
Lineage: Eukaryota; Metazoa; Chordata; Actinopteri; Perciformes; Sebastidae
Gene: endou2
Product: endonuclease, polyU-specific 2
Exons: 7
Coding region: 484-1338 (284 amino acids)
Molecular function (GO): RNA endonuclease activity
Source: RefSeq, a predicted model, not a curated record
UGGUACCUGAAACAUGACCCACAUUUAGCCUGUAUGGCAGAGGUUAUACUGUGACAGAGAGAGCAACAAUGAAAUACUAAAGAAACAAAGAGCCCACGUUGUAGCCUGAGAUUGAAAAGAGACGACAACAUGGUGUAAUCCCUUUGGCUAGAGUUGCUGACGGGGGAUAACCUUUUUAAAAUGUCCCCUCUGUACGCCCCCCCUCCAGCCCCAGCCUGUCUUUCUCCACACUGACUGACUGACUGAACUGUUACUAUGCCCAUAAAGACACCUGCUCUCACCAACACAGGAAACCACAACCAGCAGCACCUGACCGACACCGAGGAACUUCCCUAAAAAACCUCAAAUCACUCCUCGUUGUUUUCUCCUCGCUGAACCAGAAAAUAACAGGGCGACACUCAAAGAAAAAGAGACGUAUACUGAGACCAGACCAUCCUCAGCUCAUCCACUGCGGGACCAAGAACACAACGGAGCGGUCGCAUCAUGAUUGAGAGUGACAGAGAGCUGUCUGCCAUGGUGCAGGAGCUGUGGGACAACGACGUCAACAGACUGAAACCUGGAACAGACUACAGGAUCUCUCUGCAGGGCAAAGCUGGAGACAGCAUGGCCAUGAACGACAACAACGAUGGUGCAGGAUAUCCUCUGUUUACAUUUGUCGAUGAGAACAUUUUCAAAAAGGAGACUUUUUUAGCCUUUAUCUCCCUGUUGGAUAACUAUGUGAGUGACACCGGCGAGCCAGAAAUUGUAACCCCUGAGGAGAUUGCAGAGAACCACAAAUUCCUGGACUCCAUCAUUAAGUCUCCAACUAUGAAGUUAGCUCAUAAAUACCUGGUAGAGAAGCAGCUCUCUCCAAAGGACGAUACACAAUUCAAGGAGCAGCUGUACAGGAUCUGGUUUGAACUUUACGCAAGGAGAGGAUCCAGCAAGCCAGACUCCUCCGGAUUUGAACACGUGUUUGUUGGAGAGACCAGAGGAGGGCGGACUGUCAUCGGCUUUCACAACUGGAUCCAGCUCUACCUACAAGAGAAGCUGGGACACAUUGAUUACAAAGGUUACAGCGUAAAUGCAAAUUCACCCCAGCCCGACCCGAACAAACACAUCCUGGCCCUACAGUUCAGCUGGAAGGACGGUAUAAAGCCCAAGGGCAGCAUCUUCAUCGGCGUCAGUCCUGAGUUCGAGUUUGCCCUCUACACUCUCUGUUUCCUGACCUCGCCUAACGAGCGCGUCAAAGUCCAGUUCAGUUUCUACGACGUGGAGAUUGUUUGCCACCACUACAACCAAAAGCACAUAGGCACCACGUACCCUGUGCUCCUUAAGUACCGGAAACCCACCCAGUAACUUGACUAGAAAUCAAUCUGAGGUUCUCCAACACUUGAGCUUGCAUACAAGGUGUCACAGGUAUUGUUGUUGUCUUUUUAUUUUAGAUAAAGAUACAA